AUGGUUGAUGUCGUGCCCCUGUCAUUCCUGCACUCACCAUCGCUAAUGGGGGGCCUUCGGACCUCGGACCCUAUCACUGAUUCUGUUGAAGUCUGCACACUAUCCUCCGCCAUGUGUGCCUUGGGCUCUAUUCACCUCAAAUCGGUUACAUGGGACAGAGUACGUUCUGCGACAGCGAGUGAUGACAACAUGCAGACCCUCCUUGAACUCGUCGAGUCUGGCUUGCCUGAACAUCGCCAUGCAUUUCCUCACCCACUGCGUGAAUAUUUCCAGUUUCGUGAUGGAAUUUCUUUGGUUGAUGGAGUUAUCCUCUUCAAUGAUCGUGUACUCAUUCCUCCUUCCCUCCGGGAUGAGAUCUUGACCCACCUGCAUGCUGCUCACCAAGGGGUUACCUCGAUGACUGCUCGUGCUGAAGCUUUUGUCUCCUGGCCUGGCACCACCCCCGCGAUCAAAGCCCUACGUGCAGGAUGCACUCAGUGUAACCGGAUAGCCCCAUCCAAUCCCAGUGCACCACCGGCUCCCCUGAUCUCGCCGGCCUUCCCCUUUCAGUGUAUCUGUGCAGACUAUUUUCAUAACAAAGGAUGCAACUAUUUGGUCAUAGUGGACAUUUACUCGAACUGGCCAAUCGUCGAGCGGUCUGCACAGGGGGCGAGUGGAGUCAUCACAUGUCUCCGUCAUGUUUUCGCCACCUUCGGCAUCCCCGACGAGCUGGCUUCUGAUGGUGGCCCUGACGCUUCGCGUCGUUUCCUUUCGGAUUGGGGCAUCCAUCAUCGUCUUGCCUCUGUUGCAUUUCCACACAGCAACUGUCGAGCUGAGGUUGCUGUGAAGACCAUCAAGCGCCUCAUCAUGAGCAACACGGGCACUACUAGUUCCCUUGAUACAGAUCACUUUCAACUGGCAAUACUUCAGUAUCGCAACAACCCGGACAGGGACACGAAGCUCUCCCCGGCCAUGUGUUUCUUUGGCCACCUAAUCAAGGACUUCAUUCCUAUUGCCCCUGGCAGAUACAAGCCACACAACACCUGGUGUGAGACCCUACAGGCAAGGGAAGAGGCCCUUCGCAACCGUCACAUGAAGGGAGCAGAACGCUGGAAGGAACACACCAAACGGCUUCUUUCACUUGUUUUUGGCAACCACGUCCGCGUUCAAAACCAAACAGGGCCACAUCCUCUGAAAUGGGACAAGACCGGCGUGGUGAUUGAAGUACGGCAGCACGCCAGCUCCUUCGCCAAGGCGAUCUCUCCGUCGGGCCAGUAG
Lytechinus variegatus (green sea urchin) is the source of this 1257-nucleotide messenger RNA. RefSeq lists its product as uncharacterized. NCBI's taxonomy places the organism in Eukaryota, Metazoa, Echinodermata, Echinoidea, Temnopleuroida, Toxopneustidae. Gene Ontology annotation, biological process: DNA integration. The transcript has a single exon. The record is from RefSeq and is a predicted model, not a curated record. Bases 1 to 1257 code for a protein of 418 amino acids. Gene Ontology annotation, molecular function: nucleic acid binding.